AUGACACCCAGCAGAAGCAUUAUUGUCACCGGCGGUGCCUCCGGAAUUGGCCUAGGUAUAACCAAGCACUUUAUCACAGAGCCAAAUACGCACAUAACAAUUCUUGAUAUCAAUCCCACAACUGGCGCGCAGACGCUCGAGGACCUUCGCGCAGAAUUUACAUCUGCCAAUAUUUCAUUCGAGCAAUGUGAUGUCUCAUCCUGGGAAAGCCAAGCUGAGGUAUUCCAGAAGGUCUUUGCUCAACAAGGCCGGAUAGAUAUUGUAUUCGCCAAUGCCGGUAUAACAGAAAAGGGGACAUUGCUACCCGAGAAGCUCGGAGACGAAAAUCAGGGGCCUUCUAAACCAGACUUGUCGACAUUGAAUGUGAAUCUUGUUGGAGUUUUAUAUUCUAUCAAGCUCGCGACCCAUUACAUGUCUCGCAAUACCGACACCGCAACCAAAUCUAAAGGGCUGAUUGUUUGCACAGCCUCGAAUGCCGGUUUAUACCCAUUUGCAAUGGCGCCGAUGUACGCAGCAACAAAGGCAGGUGUUAUAGGGCUAGUCAGAUCCCUCGCAAAGCCUCUAGAAUCGGAGAAAAUCCAAAUUAAUGCACUGGCGCCGGCUGUUAUUGAAACGAACAUCGCACCAGACAGUGCCCUGUUCAAGUCCAUGAUUUUGACACCCAUGUCGACGGCAACGAAUGCCGUUGCUCAAUUUGUAGCAGAUACAUCGCUGACGGGUCGAGUGGCUGAGUUACAUGGGGAUCAUGUUACUUUUGCAGAGCCACCGGCGUAUGUGGAUGAGGAUACUGGGAAGAAUAUCGCGAUGUUUUCUAGCUUGGGAUAUGCAUGA
Molecule: messenger RNA, 831 nt
Organism: Penicillium canescens
Lineage: Eukaryota; Fungi; Ascomycota; Eurotiomycetes; Eurotiales; Aspergillaceae
Product: putative short chain dehydrogenase/reductase
Exons: 4
Coding region: 1-831 (276 amino acids)
Cellular component (GO): cytoplasm
Molecular function (GO): oxidoreductase activity, acting on the CH-OH group of donors, NAD or NADP as acceptor
Source: RefSeq, a predicted model, not a curated record